Molecule: messenger RNA, 927 nt
Organism: Lodderomyces margitis
Lineage: Eukaryota; Fungi; Ascomycota; Pichiomycetes; Serinales; Debaryomycetaceae
Exons: 1
Coding region: 1-927 (308 amino acids)
Cellular component (GO): 90S preribosome; nucleus
Source: RefSeq, a predicted model, not a curated record
AUGGUAGAGUUAACAAGAGCAGAAGCUGAUGACCUUGAUGAUGGCUUGGAAUACGAUGUACAAUAUUCCGAAGAUGAAGGAGAAUUAGUCCCUCCUUCUACACUUGCAACCGAAACCGUUACCCAUGAAGAACCAACCCAAGAUGAAGAAGGAACCAAUCCACGCAAACGUAAAACCGAUAUAUCAAACUUGAAAGAGAAAAAGAAAAUGAAGAUGGAAUUGGAUAUGCAACAAAAGAAAGAUAUUUCAUUGGAAGCAAGUCCUGAAGUAAUUACUGAAUUUAUCAAUUCUAAAAUCAGUAGAAAGCAUACAAAUUUAUCAGCAUUAGAAUUGAGUGAAUUAUACUUUACCAAAAAUGAUAUUCGAUCAACUUCUGAAUUCACCAAGUCAAGAACAUUGGAUAAUUUGCUGGAGUAUAUUAAUCAACGGUUUAAAAAUAUGCUACCUGGUAAACAACAGCAACAGCAACCACAGCAUGGCAAGCAAAAGAAUAAAAAGAAUAAGAACAAGAAUAAGAACAAGAGCAAAGUUGAAGAUGUGGAGCAAGAUGAUGAUGACAGUAGGCAACCAACAGAGGAUAGAAAAUUCAUAGCCAUUGUGUCUAUGUCAGCAAUAAGAGCAUGCGAUAUUCAUCGAGCUACAAAGGACUUAAAUGGAAGUUCAUUAAAACUAAUCAACAAAAACAAAUUAGACGUUGAUUUAAAAUUGGUCAAAUCAACAAGAUCAAGAGUACUUUGUUGUACUCCAGGAAGGUUACAAAAAGUGUUGAACAGUCCAGAAUCACAAUUGCAAAAAGAUGAAAUUAAAAUUAUCCUUGUUGAUAACUCGUACCUAGAUCAAAAGAAACAAAAUAUAUGGGAUAUAAAAGAGACUUUUGAAGUAUUGAAAGAAUUAACAAAACAAGGACUGAAGAUUUACCUUUAUUGA